Molecule: messenger RNA, 2613 nt
Organism: Truncatella angustata
Lineage: Eukaryota; Fungi; Ascomycota; Sordariomycetes; Amphisphaeriales; Sporocadaceae
Product: voltage-gated chloride channel protein
Exons: 3
Coding region: 1-2613 (870 amino acids)
Biological process (GO): transmembrane transport; chloride transport
Cellular component (GO): Golgi apparatus; early endosome; membrane
Molecular function (GO): voltage-gated chloride channel activity
Source: RefSeq, a predicted model, not a curated record
AUGUCAGCGUCCCAGCACUCCGUGGCAUCCCAACUCAGUGUGCCCCCGUCGCCCACGUUCACCCGCCGUCACCAACUGCGAUCAAGACGGCCGUCCCUGUCCGAAACCCCCGAUGAGCGAACCUCCCUCCUCAGACCCUCGAGGUCCCAUCUGCGCAUACACAGCCCGAAUGGCAGCGCAACGCCGAGGAGCCCUCGCAUAUCCAGGCAUCAAAGCUAUCAUGGCGCCGCGUUGAACUCAAAACAUCAUAGUAGGACGGGCUCGUUUGGCCAACGCUUGGUGAAUGCCCUGGGAGACAGGCGAGAGUCCUUGGUAGAGUCAAAGGGCUCCAUCUUUGCCGACGAGCGAGUGUGGUAUGAUCAAUUCACCUCAACGGACUGGGUCCACGACAGCAUAGCAGAUUCAUACCGCGUCAAAGCGCUGCGAUCCCGUAAAGACUUCUGGGGCAGGGUGAUUGUGCUUUUCGAUGGAGCCCAAGGCUGGAUCUUGAGUGCUUUGGUGGGAUUCUUGGUCGCCGUGCUCGCCUAUUGCGUCAAUGUGGCCGAGACUACCAUAUUUGACUACAAGGACGGCUACUGCGCGAAGGCCUGGUAUCUUAGGGAGAAGAUGUGCUGUCCGCAUGGCCCUUGUACUGAUUGGCGGAACUGGUCUGAGGUCCUCGGCGGUCGACCCUUUGGAGACAAAUGGACUGAAUUUGGUGUCUACCUUAUGUUUGUCCUACUGUUGGCAGUCUUGAGUUGCUUGCUUACCUUGACCACCAAGACCGUGGUGCCGUCUGCUUACCGCAUGACCACACUUGAUGAAAACUUCGCAGCCGAGGCUUUUGCUGGCUAUGAGGACAACGAGAACGACAAUGAGACGAGCCCGCGAGAACAGACGCGAGAGCCCGUUGCCCCCCCUAUGGUGUAUUAUUCAGCAGCAGGUAGUGGUGUUGCCGAGGUCCGCGUCAUUCUCAGCGGUUUCGUGUUGCACGGUUUCCUUGGCUUCAAGACGCUGGUCAUCAAGUCUGCUGGCCUCAUUUUGAGUGUGGCGUCAGGUCUGAGUUUAGGUAAAGAAGGCCCGUAUGUUCAUAUUGCUACAUGCAUUGGCAACAUCUGUUGUCGUAUUUUUGCAAAAUACGACAAAAACGACGCCAAGAGACGUGAAGUCCUGUCUGCGGCGGCAGCAGCUGGAGUCGUCGUUGCUUUCGGUGCUCCCCUCGGCGGUGUUCUAUUCGGGCUUGAGGAGGUCGCCUACUUCUUCCCUGCCAAGACGCUCUUCCGAACCUUCUUCUGCUGUAUCACUGCAGCCCUGUCAUUGAAGUUCCUCAAUCCCUAUGGAACUCACAAGAUCGUCAUGUUUGAGGUUCGUUACAAGGUUGAUUGGCAGUACUUUGAAAUCUUUUGCUUCAUUUUUGUCGGAAUUCUAGGUGGUGCGGCUGGAGCGCUGUUUAUCAAAGCAUCUAGGAAAUGGGCUGUGACCUUCCGCAAGAUCUCCGUCAUCAAGAGGUAUCCGAUGGUCGAAGUUAUUUUGGUCGCACUGGUUACGGCACUCAUCGGGUAUUGGAACCCUCUGACGAAACUUCCGGUAGCGAAACUGCUUCUUAACCUUGCCGCACCAUGCGAUGACGAGACCAGAGACAGCCUAGGCUUGUGUCCCAGCGAUAUGAGCGAGAUUCCCGGCAUCAUGCGUCUUCUGCUUGUUGCAUUGUUGAUCAAGGGCUUUCUCACAAUCAUCACUUUUGGCAUCAAGGUACCGGCCGGCAUUUAUGUGCCGUCCAUGGUGGUUGGCGGUCUGAUGGGGAGGAUCAUUGGCCAUGCCACGCAAUGGCUUGUAAUGCGUUUUCCGACUUGGGGACUCUGGGGUACAUGCCCAAUCUAUGCGGAGGCUACGUGCGUGCAGCCUGGUGUAUAUGCCCUGAUUGCUGCCGGCUCGACCAUGUGCGGAGUGACAAGGCUAUCCGUUACUCUCGCAGUCAUUCUCUUUGAGCUGACUGGAAGUCUCGACUACGUGCUGCCCUUCUCUUUGGCUAUCCUUGUCGCCAAAUGGACAGCAGACGCCAUGGAGCCCUUGAGUAUCUACGAUCUGCUUACCGAGAUGAAUUCGUAUCCUUUCCUCGACAACAAGCACAAGCCUAUCUUCACAUCUGAUCUUGCGGAUAUAAUCCCUCGAGUUCGUCGUGAGCGCGUGGUCGACAUCACCAACUCGCCCCUUGUUCCAGCCUCAAGUCUGCGGACAAGAUUGGAGCUUCUCCACAAAGCUGGAGAGCUGGACGGCGGCUUGCCCAUUCUUCGAAAGGGCAUCCUUGUAGGAUUGAUCCCUGCGCCAGACCUGGAAUUUGCUCUAGACAACCUUCCAGAUGAAGAAACGGCAUUGUGCUUGAUGACCAAUAUCCCGUCCAUUGACGAAGAUGAAGACGGCGAGCGAGAUCCUACCGACUUUACCCCGUUCAUCGACCCCGCUCCGGUUGCUUUGGACAUCCACUCUCCUAUGGAUCUUGUAUACGAGUGUUUCGUCAAGCUCGGUCUCCGGUAUAUAUGCAUCUUGAAAGACGGAAAGUAUGCAGGCAUGACACACAAGAAACGUUUUGUGAAAUACAUGCGUGAGCUCGAGCAGAAAGAGCAUGGUUCAUGA